Molecule: messenger RNA, 1497 nt
Organism: Microsporum canis CBS 113480
Lineage: Eukaryota; Fungi; Ascomycota; Eurotiomycetes; Onygenales; Arthrodermataceae
Exons: 3
Coding region: 1-1497 (498 amino acids)
Source: RefSeq, a predicted model, not a curated record
AUGGAACAUUCACAGCACCAACGCGCUGGCGGUACUGGAAAUUUCAUCCCUGGAUUAGGCCAGCAACAAAGACCUAAUCCUUCUUCACAUUCUCAUUCUUCAAGUUUGCCUAACCUGGAAUCAAAAGGCCACCAGGACCACAGCCCGGCUGCCCAAGACUGCCCCCCUUGCUGCUCUUCUAGAGACGCAUUCCGGCAGCUUACGCGAGAUAUACUGCAUCUAACCGUUCAAUCUACAAAGGAAGCUGGAAUCCCCGUUAACUCGCUGGAACCGAAGAAAUUUAAUCCAUCGGAGGCCAUGGAUGUUCCACUGGCAUAUGACAGUCACUCAUCGUAUGGCGGUGCCUCAGACUAUCAUGAAGGUAGCGGCCGCCAGAGUGUAUGGCCUGGACCACUGGAGAGUGAAGCGCGGGCCCAGAGAGAACCAUCUCCACCAAAGGCUUAUUCCUACCCUGCAGAUGCAAGCCAGCACGGCAGACGUAUCCCACAAUCCAAGUCUGAUGGGAACGUAAAGUCAUUCGACUACGGAGGUUGUGACGGCUCGGAUCCGGCCAACUAUUAUCAAGGCUGGGAAGGCCCGGCAAGGGUGCCCCCAACAGAGAAGUGGCAGACGGGUAACCAGCACCAUGAGCAGAGACACGAAUCAACUCAUGUGCUUCGUGGCCGUGGCCGUGGACGUUCCCGUUCUCCUACCAAGCUUGAAGACCUGGAUGAGGAUACUGCCCUUGACCUUUACCCUCGUCAAAGACGUUCAAAGUCUCCACAUAAGAAGUUAUUUGGUGAAAACGGAUGGCUAGGGCGAUCGCCCGAUAUCAAUGAUGUGCCCGGCGAAAAGAAGAAGCCCGGCCUGAGAGCUCUUGGGGAGAAGAUCAAACAACGUGUUGAGGAUAUUACAGGAUCCGCAUCUUCCACUUUCCAGCCCAAGAUGCUGGCCAGAUCUACCUGUCCAAUAUCUCUUGACCCGCCCACUCAGGCGAAGCUUUACUCUGAAAUGGAACUGAUGAUAUGCGUUACGGCCAACCAGUUCCUCAUCAGCCAGUACCAGGCCGGCCACAUGUCUGCAGAGUCCGUCAACAAAGUUACCAAUUUCUGGGUCUCCAAGAGCAGACCACAAGUUGUCCAGUUCCAGUUCGACCAAGCCACACAGCGAGACUUGAUCAUCUACAACCUCCGAACCUUCAAGUUCCACGGUGAAUGUGCAUUCAACACUGUCGUGUUAAACGCAACGUUAUACAACUGGAAAGCCAUGGCAAAGGAAAUGAGCAUUCGCACGUUUUGCUACCCGGAUAGUGUGAUUAGGAAACAUAUGCAUGAUACCCACAAGAUCCUGGAGAUGCUGGGAGGACCACUGGUGACAUUCCUGGCCUUCCAGGAGCUGCAGAUGGGUGCACUUGCAGCAAUGAAGAAGGCCCAGGAGAAGCAGCUGAAGGAAUCCGCGGAAAAGCAUGCAACCCAAGGAGCAUCUCAUCCGUCGGCGUUUGGAAAACGCAUGGCUUAA